AUGUUGACAUGCGUAAAAAACUACACUUCCCCAAUGUCGUCACGUGCGCUCCCGACUCCCAUUGGCUGGCGGCCGCAGCCGCAGCCCCAGAGAAUGAAUGAAAUUGAAAUAGCUGCUACAUUACAUGUACAAUACCGGGCUCUGCGGCGCUGCAUUCCAACCUACCACACCAACAUGGCCACGGCGGUGCAGAACCACCUCAAAUCGCAAUCUGGAGGUGCAGUCAUCAAGAACAGCCUUGGUGAAGAGUUCUACAAGGAGGCCAUUGAGCACUGUCGCAGCUACAAUGCCCGACUAUGUGCUGAGCGCUCCAUGCGGCUCCCCUUCCUGGACUCCCAGACAGGUGUGGCCCAAAGCAACUGUUACAUCUGGAUGGAGAAGAACCACCGUGGACCAGGUCACGCUCCAGGUCAGUUGUACACGUAUCCCGCACGCUGCUGGCGCAAGAAGCGGCGGCUAAACAUCCUGGAGGACCCACGGCUCGUACCAAUAGAGUUUAAGAUCGAUUAUGAGGCUUCUCUAAAAAAGGAGGGGGGUAUUCCAGAUGGUCCUGUUUUGGAGUCACUGCUCGCUGGGGAAACUCUGGACAAGAAGGUAGAAACAAAAGAGGAGGAGCCAAUGAGCGAGUGUCAGAAAUUGCUCGUUGGAGAUUUUCCUCAUGAGCUGGAAGUGGACGAAAUGGAAGAGGACGUGCCAAAGCGCAAGAACCGUACCAAAGCACGGGCUUAUGGGGUUGGAGGCAUGAGGAAGCGCCAAGAGCCGCCUGCCAUAGAAGACAGAGACAAGCCUUAUGUCUGUGACAUAUGUGGAAAGCGCUACAAGAACCGCCCUGGACUGAGCUACCAUUACACUCACACACAUCUGGCAGACGAAGAGGGCGAGGAAGACUCAGAACGACACACGCUACCCUUCCAGCGCAAGAACAACCACAAGCCCAAGAAAGCGGCGGACGGCUCAGUCAUCGUCAAUGGUUACUGCGACUUUUGUCUCGGCGGGUCAAAGAAGACUGGCUGUCCCGAGGACCUUAUUUCCUGUGCGGACUGUGGACGCUCAGGCCACCCGUCCUGUCUGCAGUUCACAGUGAACAUGACAGCUGCAGUGAGGACUUAUCGCUGGCAGUGCAUCGAGUGCAAGUCCUGCAGCCUGUGCGGCACCUCCGAGAACGACGAUCAGCUGUUGUUCUGCGAUGAUUGUGACAGAGGCUACCACAUGUACUGUCUGAGCCCUCCCAUGUCAGAACCACCGGAGGGGAGCUGGAGCUGUCAUCUGUGUUUGAGACAACUGAAGGCAAAGGCCUCAGCCUACAUCACCCUGACUUAAUCUGCAGACGGCCAUUCCUCCUCUCUCAAACAUUCCCAGUCGCCCCCUGACUGUCUGUGUGCGCCUCGGCUGCCCCCCACACCCCCCCUCCAACCUCCAUGAUGCGACACGUCUUUCACGGAACCCAACAACCCAGCGUCCAUUCUAGAGGAGAGCCGACCUCCAGCGUUCAUUCCUGUCACUCACGCUCCUUGCUGUGGAUGGAUGACCCCUCGUAACACCGCCACACACACACACACACACACACACACGUACACACACAUUCUUGUAUUUGUGACCUUCUUGAGACCUGAGAAAAAUGCCUACCUCUUUAGGACCACCCUUUCUAAAUAUAUGAAGAUUUGUACUUACAGCAUUGAAGGCCUACUGAAAUGAGAUUUUCUUAUUUAAACGGGGAUAGCAGGUCCAUUCUUUGUGUCAUACUUGAUCAUUUCGCGAUAUUGCCAUAUUUUUGCUGAAAGGAUUUAGUAGAGAAGAUCGACGAUAAAGUUUGCAACUUUUGGUUGCUAAUAAAAAAGCCUUGCCUGUACCGGAAGUAGCAGACGAUGUGCGCGUGACGUCACUGGUUGUAGAGCUCCUCACAGUGUUUUUAAUGGGAGCCUCCGGCAGCAAGAGCUAUUCGGACCGAGAAAGCGACAAUUUCCCCAUUAAUUUGAGCGAGGAUGAACGAUUAUUGGAUGAGGAAAUUUAGAGUGACGGACUAGAAAAGAAAAAAAAAAGGCAAUUGCAUUGGGAGCGAUUCAGAUGUUAUUAGACACAUUUACUAGGAUAAUUCUGGGAAAUCCCUUAUCUUUCUAUUGUGUUGCUAGUGUUUUAGUGAGUUUAAUAGUACCUGGUAGUAGGAGGGGUGUGUCCACGGGUGUGUUGACGCCAGUCUCUGAGGAAAGUCACGGCAGCAGGACAAAAGCUCCGCUGAUCCCCAAUAAGAGGCGACCCUUUUCCACAAUUUUCUCACCGAAAACUGACGGUCGACAUGUAGUCGGGAUCCAUGUUCGCUUGACCGCUCUCAUCCAUAGUGAAGCUUCACCUCCAGGAAUUUUAAACAAGGAAACAAUGUGUGUUUGUGUGGCUAAAGGCUAAAAGCUUCCCUCCUCCACCUUUUAUACUUUGACUUCUCCAUUAUUAAUUGAACAAAUUGCAAAAGAUUCAGCAACACAGAUGUCCAAAAUACUGUGUAAUUAUGCGAUGAAAAGAGACGACUUUUAGCUUUGUGUGGUGCCGGGCUAAAAUGUCCCCUCCAACCAAUAACGUCACAAACACGCGUCAUCAUUCCGCGACGUUUUCAACAGGAAACUCCCCGGGAAAUUUAAAAUUGUAAUUUAGUAAACUAAACCGGCCGUAUUGGCAUGUGUUGCAAUGUUAAUAUUUCAUCAUUGAUAUAUAAACUAUCAGACUGUGUGGUCGGUAGUAGUGGGUUUCAGUAGGCCUUUAAUAAUACAUACAUACUAUGCAAAUAUUAAAAAAAAGGUAAGCUUUUUAGUUACUUUAUUUUUAUUUUUAUUUUUUUGUUUGUAAUUGUUUUUUAAUCAUUAUUUACUUCAAGUGAUUACAGUAUGUCUCUCGAUACAAUUUUUUUUACUUUUUGGAAAUCAAUUUUGGCCGAAGGGGGUGCAUUUCAAUUUCUCACACACACUUGUUAUUACAUGUGUUGACCGCACUUUUAAAACCAACACACAGUCAAUUUGAAAAAAUCCCUCCUUUUUGGGACCACCCUUAUUUAGAUAUAUUUCACCCCCUAGGGGUGUAAAUGCCCUCUCCGGGUUAGGGAAGAAAUCUUGCCCCAAGUGGAGGAGUUCAAGUACCUCGGAGUCUUGUUCACGAGCGAGGGAAGAGUGGAUCGUGAGAUCGACAGUGCGGCGUCUUCAGUAAUGCGGACGCUGUAUCAAUCCGUUGUAGUCAAGAAGGAGCUGAGCCGGAAGGCAAAGCUCUCAAUUUACUGGUAGAUCUACGUUCCCGUCCUCUCCUAUGCUCAUGAGUUUGGGGUUAUGACCGAAAGGACAAGAUCACGGGUACAAGCGGCCGAAAUGAGUUUCCUCCGUCGGGUGGCGGGGUUCUACCUUAGAGAUAGGGUGAGAAGCUCUGCCAUCCGGGGGGUAGCUCAAAGUAAAGCCGCUGCUCCGCCACAUUGAGAGAAGCCAGAUGAGGUGGUUCGGGCAUUUGUUCAGGAUGCCACCCGAAUGACUCCCUAGGGAGGUGUUUAGGGCACGUCCGAUUGGUAGGAGGCCACAGGGAAGACCCAGGACACGUUGGGAAGACUCUGUCUCCCGACUGGCCUGGGAACGCCUCGGGAUCCUUCGAGAGGGGCUGGGGAGAGGGAUGUCUGAGCAUUUCUCUGCUUAGGCAGUUGCCCCCACGACCCGACCUCGGAUAAGCAGGGGAAAAUGGAUGGAUGGAUGGGUGCUAAUGAGACAGUCUCUAUUAUAUGCCUUGGUUUUCCCUAUUGGGUCCAUGAUUUCGGUCCUAACGUGUUCACCAGUCCUCAUAUGGUUGGUACUUUUCAGUAUGAGCCUGCUCAGUGGCGUUGUGGUUAGAGAGUCCGCCCUGAGAUCGGUAGCUUGUGAGUUCAAACCCCGGCCGAGUCAAACCAAAGACUAUAAAAAUGGGACCCGUUGCCUCCCUGCUUGGCACUCAGCAUCAAGGGUUGGAACUGGGGGUGAAAUCACCAAAUUGAUUCCCAGGCACGGCCACCGCUGCUGCUCACUGCUCCCCUCCCCUCCCAGGGGAUGGAACAAGGGGAUAGGUCAAAUGCAGAGGUUAAUUUCACCACACCUAGUGUGUGUGUGACUAUCAGUGGUACUUUAACUUAGUUGAUGUCUCAAGAAGGGUAGAAAUACAAGACCACACGCACACCCUCAAACGAAUUCAUCAGCCGGCAAUAGGUUCGCUCCAAAGACACACACUCCAGCCUGCCAAGGGCACUUUGGAGCAAGAGUACUCCACUGGAGAACCUCUUAAGAGCCCUCAGAAGAGCCCUAAUGAUCUUUGGCCGCAACUCAGUCAAGUAGUGAGUGAGAAUUAACAAGAUGGAUGGGCACCAGGCAGAGGACGUGGCUUCGGAGACACCGGACAACAACGGAGCAGUAUGUUCUCGUCCUAUAAACUGCGGACAAAUAAACUUCAUCCCGUUUUAAAGCUGGCAGAGUCAACUUCCUCAAUAGACUUUUGCUGCCCCAGUAAUUGUACAGAAUUCAAACUGGUUCUCGGAAGUACACUCCUGAAGAGAGUGCAGCAUUUGGAGUUUAAACCUCUGAAUGGGAUUCCUACAGACUUAGGAAUGGAUGGUGGGGGUUCUGGUGUUUGUGGAGGAUGUCCUAUCCAGAACCUGCUAAAUGCGUAGGAUCUCCUCACAUUUCCCCUCUGGGGGAUAAUGACUGCGAAACACCACUUGGCGCUUGGUGUGUUUUGUCUGUGUGUGUGGUCGGGAAUGUUGGUUUGUUGUGCGUCUCGGGAUGGGUACAGAAUUUGUACCGGGUAUGGAUUCACGUAGAAAUCCAACGGUGCCAUGUUUCAAUACAUUUUGUUGCAGGUGACGUCACAUCCGGUCUGCGGACUCAAACAAUGAAGCAGAAUUCACUCUAACAAAGCACUUAUGCAUGAUAGAAAACACUUGAACGCACAAGCCAGCUCGGUGCUGAUUUACCUUCGAUUUACCCGAGACGUGCCAGAGAUUAGCAUUGGAGAUUUCAUAUGGCCAUUUUAGCACAUCCAAAUUUGGUAAUGAAAACUACAACUAAGAUGCACGUUACAAUCAAACAAUUGGUGUUUAAUUAUAGUACAAAACCCAAAACCAGUUUAGUGGGCACGUUGUGUAAAUCAAAAAUAAAAACAGAAUGCAAUGAUUUGCGAAUCCUGUUCAACUUAUAUUCAAUUAAAUAGACUGCAAAGACAAGAUAUUUAAUGUUUUGCAAAUAAUCAUUAACUUCGAAUUUAAUAGCAGCAACACAUAGCAAGAGAGUUGGCACAGAGGUAUUUUACCACUGUGUUACAUGGCCUUUCCUUUUAACAACACUCAGUAAACGUUUGGGAACUGAGGAGACCAAUUUUUGAAGCUUUUCAAGUGGAAUUCUUCCCCAUUCUUACUUGAUUUACAGCUUAACUUGUUCAACAGUCCGGGGUCUCUGUUGUUGUAUUUUACGCUUCAUACGGCGUGACACAUUUUCAAUGGGAGACAGGUCUGGACUACAGGCAGGCCAGUCUAGUACCCGCACUCUUUUACUAUGAAGCCACGUUGUUGUAACACGUGGCUUGGCAUUGUAUUUCUGAAAUAAGCAGGGGCGUCCAUGAUAACUCUUGCUUUGAUAGCAACAUAUGUUGUUCCAAAACCUGUAUGUACCUUUUAGCAUUAAUGGUGCCUUCACCGAUGUGUAAGUUACCCAUGUCUUGGGCACUAAUACAUUUCCAUACCAUCACAGAUGCUGGCUUUUCAACUUUGCGCCUAUUAUAAUCCGGAUGGUUCUUUUCCUCUUUGUUCCGGAAAAUGUGGACUCGUCAGACCACAGAAAAAUUUUCCACUUUGCAUCAGUUCAUCUUAGAUGAAAUCGGGCCCAGCACCCUUUCUGGGUGUUGUUGAUAAAUGGCUUAUGCUUUGCAUUGUACAGCUUUAACUUGCACUUACAGAUGUAGCGACAAACUGUAGUUACUGAUAGUGGUUUUCUGAAGUGUUCCUGAGCCCAUGUGGUGAUAUCCUUUCCACACUCAUGUCGCUUUUGAUGCAGUACUGCCUGAAGGAUCGAAGGUCCGUAAUAUCAUCGCUUACGUGCGGGGAUUUCUCCAGAUUAUCUGAACCUUUUGAUGAUAUUACGGACCGUAGAUGGUGAAAUCUCUAAAUUCCUUGCAAUAGCUCGUUGAGAAAUAUUGUUCUUAAACUGUUCAACAAUUUGUUCACACAUUUGGUCACAAAGUGGUGACCCUCGCCCCAUCCUUGUUUGUGAAUGCCUGAGCAUUUCAUGGAAGCUUCUUUUAUACCAAAUCAUGGCACGCACUUGUUCCUAAUUAGCCUGUUCACCACAUGUGUUCGAUGAGCGUUCUUCAACUUUCGCAGUCUUUUUUGCCACUUGUGCCAGCUUUUUUGAAACAUGUUGCAGGCAUCCAAUUCCAAAUAAGCUAAUAUUUGUAAAAAAUAACAACGUUUUCCAGUUCGAACGUUAAGCAUCUUGUCUUUGCAGUCUAUUCAAUUGAAUAUAAGUUCAAAAGGAUUUGCAAAUUAUUGUAUUCUGUUUUUAUUUACCAUUUACACAACGUGCCAACGUCACCUGUUUUUGGUUUUGUACAAUGCCUAAUGUAUAAACCCCUUUUAGGGCGCAAACAAAAGACUAGAUCAGUGGCCUUUAAUGUUCUCCAGGCCAGGGACCCCCUAGGAAGGAGCAAGGGACCCCCUACAAAAAAAAUGUUGAUUGUGUUUUCUAUUAAACUGGUCCUAAAGACACCUUGUUAUGGUGCCACUAUCUCAGCCCUCGUUGGCUGCUAUCGAGCCCCGGGGAGAAAUCUUUCAGCCACUACUGCUGUGGAAACCCGGCGGCCCAGUCCGGCCCCCGGGGUCGCCCGAUGAUGAUGAUUGUGCAAAACUGUACUAAGGUAUCUAAAUGCAUACGUUAUAGUGCCGCUAAUAGAUCGCUGGCAACUAGCUAUAAUGUAUUGGAUCAAUGAUAAUGUGCACUUAAAGACCUACUGAAAUGAGAUUUUCUUAUUCAAACGGGGAUAGCAGGUCCAUUCUAUGUGCCAUACUUGAUCAUUUCGCGAUAUUGCCAUAUUUUUGCUGAAAGGAUUUAGUAGAGAACAACGACGAUAAAGUUCGCAACUUUUGGGCGCUAAUAAAAAAGCCUUGCCUUUACCAGAAGUAGCAGACGAUGUGCGCGUGACGUCACUGUUUGUAGAUCUCCUCACAUCUUCACAUUGUUUACAAUCAUGGCCACCAGCAGUUAGAGCGAUUCGGACCGAGAAAGCGACAAUUUCCCCAUUAUUUUGAGCGAGGAUGAAAGAUUUGUGGAUGAGGAUAAUGAGAGGGAAGGACUAGAAAAAAAAUAAAAAAUUAAAAGUAAAAAAAAAAAAAGGCGAGGGCAGUGAGAGCGAUUUGGAUGUUAUUAGACACAUUUACUAAGAUUAUUCUGGAAAAUCCCUUAUCUGCUUAUUGUGAUAUUAGUGUUUUAGUGAGAUUAUUUGGUACCUGAAAGUCGGAGGGGUGUGGCCACGGGUGUGGUGACCGCCAGUGUCUCCGUUGGGAGGAGGUAAUAGUCCGCAGCUGCAGGAGGACGCAAGCUCCGCUCAUGUCUACAGUAAGAGCCGACUUAUUAGCACAAUUUUCUCACCGAAACCUGCCGGUUGACAUGUGGUCGGGAACAAUGUUCGCUUGACCGCUCUGUUCCAUACUUAAGCUUCACCUUCGGGAAUUUUAAACAAGGAAACACCGGCUGUGUUUGUGUUGCUAAAGGCAGCUGCAAUACACCGCUUCUCACCUCCAUCUUUCUUCUUUGACUUUUCCAUUAUUAAUUGAACAAAUUGCAAAAGAUUCA
Messenger RNA from Nerophis ophidion (straightnose pipefish), 7829 nucleotides. It is a transcript of the gene dpf1, whose product is annotated as double PHD fingers 1. Lineage: Eukaryota; Metazoa; Chordata; Actinopteri; Syngnathiformes; Syngnathidae. The record is from RefSeq and is a predicted model, not a curated record. Gene Ontology annotation, cellular component: nBAF complex. Gene Ontology annotation, biological process: nervous system development.